This is a messenger RNA of Didymosphaeria variabile, 318 nucleotides long. Its product is annotated as high-affinity Zn(2+) transporter zrt1. Lineage: Eukaryota; Fungi; Ascomycota; Dothideomycetes; Pleosporales; Didymosphaeriaceae. The record is from RefSeq and is a predicted model, not a curated record. Bases 1 to 318 code for a protein of 105 amino acids. The transcript is spliced from 2 exons.
AUGCUCAUGCUACCGUACACUGGUACUGCAGAAUAUGAGGUCGUAGGACCUACAGCAACCGAAGAGUUUGAGGCACAGUACACCGACUGCCAUACGCAUGGCAGCAGCACGUGGGUCAUGAUUUUUACAACUGCUCAGCUUGCAUGGCUAAUCUUCGCAGUUACUGUGUCAACUCUGCAGGCGAUGAUGUCCAGAUCCUUGUCGAAGGUGCAGAGGCUACAGAAGGCGAGGACGAACAUGCCGAUGAAGGCGAAACCGAAGAGGGCGAUGCAAAUGAAGAAUUACAUUGCCACGAGCAUGCAGGUGUCCCGUGAGUAA